UUCAGUCAUUCUCUUUGGUUCCUUGGUCCUUGACACACACAUUGUGCAUUGGUACCAUAUAACAAACCCAGAAAUGGUUUCUCAUCUCUCCCUCUCCAUCCUCCUCCUCAUCUUCUCCAGACUCUCAGGUGCUUAUCGUGUGUCUGUGAAGACAGGAGACUCCAUCACCAUCCCAUGUGCCUAUGAUCAUUAUUAUAUCAAACAUUCUAAAUACUUAUGUAAAGGAGAUCAUUUUGAUAGUUGCUCCCAUGCUGUACACGCUAAACCUCCUAAGGGCACAGCAAAGGCCUCAGUCUUUGAUGACAUCAAUCAGCUAACCAUGACCGUGACCAUGACUGAUCUGGAGCCAGAGGACUCUGGACGUUACUAUUGUGCUGUGGAGGUCAAUGGUGGACCAGAUGUCAGGGCAGAAUGGUUCCACCUAUCUGUCAUACCAGGUACUCCAGAACUCUAUGUGGACCAACAGGAGGUGACAGGAGUUGAAAGAGGGAGUGUCAUUGUAAAUUGUUACUAUAAUAACACUGGAAAUAGUAAGAGGUGGUGCAGAAUUGCUGGCAGUGGGUCCUGUGUGGGGGUGGAUUCUGGGACAAUAAACGGAACAUCAGUGACUCUACAGCAGACCACUGAUGCCACCAGAAGAAACAUCUUAAUGGUGACUAUGAGUGGACUGAAGAUGGAGAACACUGGCUGGUACAGGUGUGGAGUGGGAGACCUUAUAAUGCCUGUUCACAUCACUGUCAGACAACAAACCACCACACAAAAUACCUCCACUAUGACCACUGCUGUGCCUGUUCAGACUGACAACACAGUCCAAGGACCUGAGGGGGGCAAGGAGAAGGUCACCAUGAGUUCCAUAGAUGUAACAGUUCUACUGGUUCCUCUGGGCAUGUUGGUGGUGGUGAUAGCUGGUGUUCUAGUCACAUGGAAGAUGUGGAGAAAGUAUAAGGACAAUAAGGCCAUGGACCAGACAACAAACACCUCAGUGGACCCAUUUCCUGCCAAUGGUGAUGAUGUGACAUACAGCACUGUUGUCCCCAAGAGGAGGAACCAGCUAAAUGUACAGACCAAGGCAGAACCUGAUGAUAAUGUGGUCUACAGCUCGCUAGCCCUACAGCUGGAUCCAUUUCCUGCCAAUGGUGAUGAUGUGACGUAUAGCACUGUUGUCCCCAAGAGAAGGAACCAGCUAAAUGUACAGACCAAGACAGAACCACAUGAUAAUGUGGUCUACAGCUCACUAGUCCCACACCGCAGCAGAGGGCAGCAACACAGCAGUGACUGACUGAGUGAAGAUCUUGGUCCAAAAGAGCCCUCAUCCUGGAAGGAUAGCCCACUCCCCUCCUGUGUCACAACAUGAGUCAUGACCAUCUACCUGCCUCCAAUAUGCUUCUGCCCACACCUUCUAACCCACCUGUCUCCUUGUUGUGUCCAUAAACUACUGAAGACAGUCUGCUGUGCUUGUUUUGAUUAUCACCAUAUACACCUUAGUAUGUGGACACAUUCGGCUAUUUCAGCCACACCCGUUACUGACAGGUGUAUAACAUUGAGCACACAGCCAUGCAAUCUCAUUACACAAACAUUGGCAGUAGAAUCGCCCGACCUCACUAAUGGUUUUGUGGCUGAAUGGAAACAAGUACCCGCAGCAAUGUUCAAACAUCUAGGUGAAAGCCUUCCCAGAAGAGUGGAGGCUGUUUAUAGCAGCAGAGGGUGGACCAACUCCAUAUCAAUGCCCAUUAUUUUAGAAUGAGAUAUUUGACGAGCAGCUGUCCACAUACUUUAGGUCAUGUAGUGUAUCUGUUAUAUUAGUCAUGUCCCGCCCACCUACAGUACUCCAAUGCCCUUGUCACUUUUUAAUCUUAUUGAUAUCAUGUAUCUAGUCAAAUGUAACUGAUUAUGAUCAAAUAUGUAUAUUAAAUGAACAAGCUGUGUAACAAAAUAAAAGGCUAAUGCUGAAUGCAAAA
Molecule: messenger RNA, 1958 nt
Organism: Oncorhynchus nerka (sockeye salmon)
Lineage: Eukaryota; Metazoa; Chordata; Actinopteri; Salmoniformes; Salmonidae
Exons: 10
Coding region: 74-1279 (401 amino acids)
Cellular component (GO): plasma membrane
Molecular function (GO): transmembrane signaling receptor activity
Source: RefSeq, a predicted model, not a curated record